Ostertagia ostertagi is the source of this 264-nucleotide messenger RNA. NCBI's taxonomy places the organism in Eukaryota, Metazoa, Nematoda, Chromadorea, Rhabditida, Trichostrongylidae. The record is from the annotation of a GenBank genome assembly.
AUGCCCAAAGUUAAGCGGAUCACUCGACCUGCUGACGGCGUUAUCAAGCCCAAGCCAACGAGCGAAACCACUGAGAAGCCAAAGAUAAAGAAAACGACCGUGCGGAAAAGAAUCUUCAUCAAGAAACUGGAGCUGGCCGGACAAUGUACACUACGUGGGCUUCAAUUUUUGCAGAAUAAAGCUCACGAAGAGUUGGUGAAACGCUUGAAAGUGGCCGUGCCGGAGUUGGUGGUGAAUUGUGAGGACAUCUACUACUGCUGGUGA